Molecule: messenger RNA, 995 nt
Organism: Hyposmocoma kahamanoa
Lineage: Eukaryota; Metazoa; Arthropoda; Insecta; Lepidoptera; Cosmopterigidae
Exons: 4
Coding region: 111-995 (294 amino acids)
Source: RefSeq, a predicted model, not a curated record
AUCCUUUAUUUAUGAUUACAAUUUUCAACAAAUACUUAACGUUUAUAAUCUGUAAACUAGCAUACAUUACGUAGUUGUAAGUUUGUUUCGUUUUAUAGCAAUUUUCAACCAUGUCAAAACGCUCGCCUGUGGAAGAAAGACCGCCUGAACCAUACAUAGACUAUUCAGAUUAUGAAUGUAAUCUAGAAUGCGCUCGACAAGGAUCAUUCAAGGAAUUUGUCGGCCCCGUGAAGAUCAUCCUCAUGGAGACGCCUCCAGAAGUAUAUAAAAAAAACAUGACGGUCAGUGGACUAGUUGCGGCAACCUAUAUGUUUUUUGGAAUGCAGUUCAUUAUGGCCACAUUGUUCACUUUCAAUUAUGCACUCCCGUUUAGAUACAAUGGCCACAUUUUCUAUUGUACGAGUGCGUAUCAACUAUUAUUUCCAAUAGGAAUUUUGACCUAUAACCGUUUUAAUAUUGUUGCGAAACAUGAAAGAAUAAGAGAAAGGAACAUAGAACAUGGUGUAUGUCAGGUUGUCGGGUUUCUGUGCGCUAUGUAUGGUUGGAAGGGUACUUUUGGAAUCGGUGGCGGAACAUGGCACUCACGAACAGGUUUCUGGGCCAAUGUUUUCUUACUUGUCGUCGUUAUAUUGAGUUUCUCGAAUAUUAAAAAACCUGCAUUUGGCCAAGAACGGAUAUAUCUAAUAAUGUCCACCAUUCACAAGGGUUGUGGAAUUAUCAGUUUACUUCUUGGAAGCAUCUGCUACAUGACAGGUGUAACCAAACAGAAUUUUACGGCUUGGCUUCGGCAAGAAAUAUAUGGCUACUUUUUGGCAUUCCUCUGUUUCUGUAGCAUGAUUGUGGUGAUAAAUGAUCCCGCUAAAGUAUGCAUUAGAAAGAUUGUAAAAUUUAGGAGAGGAGAAGAUAUAAGUGAAAUAGAUGAUGAGGAGCUAUAUUGGAGAUUUGGAGAGAAAAAAAAGAAAACCACAAAACCAGUAAACCUUUCGUUGGCGUGA